Cydia fagiglandana is the source of this 2499-nucleotide messenger RNA. RefSeq names its product zinc finger protein 177-like. Gene Ontology annotation, biological process: regulation of gene expression. The coding region runs from base 449 to 1561 and encodes 370 amino acids. Gene Ontology annotation, cellular component: nucleus. The transcript is spliced from 7 exons. Lineage: Eukaryota; Metazoa; Arthropoda; Insecta; Lepidoptera; Tortricidae. The record is from RefSeq and is a predicted model, not a curated record.
AUGUUAGCGCUUCCUUCAGUCUACGUUCAGAGACGGCGCGCGCAUCUUGCGUAUGCGCUUACCGGUACUCCCGUACUGUGCUGAUAUUGUACCUUAAACGGACAAUAUUGUGACGGGUUGAACGAACUUUGAUAAAAAUGACCAUCUAAUAUUUUCUUUAACUUUGAGAACAGCCGUGCCUGACUCAUAUGAGUAUAUGCAGUGAUUAAUUUACACUGACGUUUCACUGGACGAUCGAUCACGCAUCCAACCGAUAUUUUGUCGGCGACAUCAGCGACUGAUAAUCGGAGAGACGUCCCUUUUUUCUUGUAAUAAAUUAUUUAUACUCAUUAACUGUGAUGGACGAGUUCAGUCACAUUCUCGGGGAUUACUCAUUUGUGGCAUGACUGUGGGAGGACAAAUUUAAUCCCAAUUAAUUAAUCAGUUUUGACUGAAAGUGCGUGCAAAGAUGGAGACUUUGGUGUUAAUACCCCAAGAACUUAGCUUGGCUUUGAGGCCUGGUGGUGCUAGAGGAAGGGAGGCGUCAGUGAAUGUUUGGACAUCACAAGAGCUGCCGAAGGGAUCCCUUUUAUACCCUUUUCAAGGAACUAUAAGAAUCGACAAGCUUCACGUCUACUCCUAUGUUCCUGACCACGACGUCCGCCACCGAUUUGGUUUAUUUGACGAAGUAUGUACUUCGGGAGGCGUACAAGUCCGGCAUUGCAAUUGGGUUCGAUUUCUACGAGUUUCUGAGAAUUAUGGCCCACAAGUAAACCUAGUCUGCACAAAAGUCAAGGGCGAACCAGUCUACGAAGCAGUAAAACCUAUAUCAGCCCACACAGAACUGGUGGUCUAUUAUCUACCAGAAAGACCAGAGGAGCUAUUCUUCGUGAGGAUGAGGAAUAACCUGUACAGACAAACGAUGGAUUCCAUUUUAGAAGAUUCACCAUUAGACCUCUCAACGUCGCUCCUGUCGAGAGUACUAUUACCAAUAUCACCACCCUCGGGUCCCGAUGAUGAGCACAAGUCAGUUUCUGGUGAUUCCCUUGCAUCAUCAUCCGCCGGCUCAUCAAGUGAACUACUAGACAUGACACCAAAAGUCCAAAGAAAACCAGCGAAGUCUGAAAGAGCACUACUGCCUUGUGAAGUAUGCGGGAAAGCAUUCGAUAGACCUUCAUUAUUAAAAAGACAUAUGAGAACACAUACAGGUGAAAAGCCUCAUGUAUGUAUGGUAUGCAAUAAAGGCUUCAGCACUUCAAGCAGUCUUAACACUCAUAGAAGAAUUCAUUCCGGAGAGAAGCCACAUCAGUGCCAGCAUUGUGGGAAGAGAUUCACAGCUAGUUCAAACUUGUAUUACCAUCGAAUGACACACAUAAAGGAGAAGCCACACAAAUGCAGCCUCUGUUCCAAGUCCUUCCCUACGCCUGGAGACCUUAAGUCGCACAUGUAUGUGCACAGCGGCUCUUGGCCUUACAAGUGCCACAUAUGCUCUAGAGGGUUUUCCAAACAUACAAAUCUAAAGAACCAUCUCUUUUUGCAUACUGCAAAACACCAGAGAAGCGGCACUAGAGAAGCAACUUGAAAUCUGAAUAAUAAAAAUAGUUACACUAGAUAUGCCUAAACAUUACAAUAUACACUCAUAAUAUAUAAUAAUUAUGUAAGGUAACUACAACUACGUGACGUUUGUAAACACGGACUUAUCACAUGAAGACUAUAGUGGAAACUAAAGCCGCCAAAAUAAGUAUUAAACCACGCACAAAGAUGAAUUAGCUCUGUACCUUGAUGAAUAUAGAUAAUAAAAUAUAUAUUCGACAAUAUCUCAAAUAGUGUGUGACAAAUUACCUUUAAAACCAUUUCCAUUGAUGUAUUAAGCAUUGUAUUUUGAAUAUAUAAUUAUUUCAUGAAAAUACAUUAUAUAGAUUCCUGGGAAAUUCCGAGUAAACUGUGACUUGCAAAGGGACAGGUGGACAAACUAACAGACCGACAUAAAGACACUACUAAAUGCCCCUAAAAUGGACUUUAAGAAUUAGAUACACAUUUUCUUUAAGUGACUUAUUUAUUGUACAGUAUACCAGACAAUUACGAGGUUAAGUGUUUGAUUUAGGUUAAGUUUGUACAUAAAUAUAGCUACAAUUGUGAUAUUAUUUUAUAUUUCGUUUUAAGUGAUAAUUUAUUAUUUUUAUGUAUUAGUCAAAGGUACUUUAAAAAAAUGUUAAGUAAUUGACAAGUGGUAUCAGAUAAUCAAUUCAGUUUUCAAAUAAUUAGGUAAGUAUUUAUUCAUAAUACGGAUUACAAUUGACUGUUAAAAUGCCAAUAGUACAUUACGAUAUAUUAUUAUUCGACUGUUAUUUAUUUAUAUUAUGAUAAGGGUGAUUACAGUGAUUUGUCAAAAUUUCAAACAACCGGAUUUAAGUAUCAGAUGUGUUUUUAUUUAGUUGUUUCGUGAGUUUUAUAUAUAUAAUGUUAGCAACUAUAUUUGCUGACUGGUAUGUACCGAAUAGUUCAUCUUAGGAUAUAUAU